AUGCCGUCACUCUCCUCAAUUAGUCUCUCCUCCUCUAUCCUUCUCUGUGGCCAUCUCAGCGCGAAAUGCACUGCCCCGCCUCAUCGCCCAUCUGCCAGCCAACAGCAUUACAAGACGGAUCGCAUCCGUUUCAUCACCGGCACGGUGGCAAGGAUAUGCAGCUGGACCCUGCUCUUCCUCAGUAUUUACCACGCAUGCGUGACCCUCCUCUACUGGCAACCAGAUGACUCGCACCUCCGCAUGAUCUGCCCUCACCCCGAAAACCUUUCCGAGAGCCUCUUCUCCUGGGCUCCUGUCGUGACUAUCUCCAUUGUGGCCAUUGCAGUCGGUGCAUUCGUCCGCCUGUCGGCCUAUGGCGGCUUGGGCCGAAACUUUACCUUCUAUUUGUCUUCGCCGGACCGACUGGUGACGGACGGGGUGUAUCGAUAUGUGCAGCAUCCGAGCUACACGGGUUUGGUAUUGCUUAUCUUGGGAAGUGUUGGCCUGUUUUGUCGAUGGGACGGGGCAGCGGGGGCAUGUUGGAUGGAGUCGUGGAUGCUGGAGAGAGUAGCUGGAUCGGGUAUGCCGCUGGUCGUGAUAUCAGGAAGUGUGGGGAUGAUGAUGAUCGGGGUCCGAGUUAGGGAUGAAGAAAGAAUGCUGAAGGAGAAGUUCGGCAGGGUGUGGGAGCGGUGGCAUACUCGAACUGCGAGAUUUGUCCCUGGAAUAUGGUGA
Aspergillus clavatus NRRL 1 is the source of this 711-nucleotide messenger RNA. Its product is annotated as methyltransferase family protein. The record is from RefSeq and is a predicted model, not a curated record. NCBI's taxonomy places the organism in Eukaryota, Fungi, Ascomycota, Eurotiomycetes, Eurotiales, Aspergillaceae. Gene Ontology annotation, cellular component: endoplasmic reticulum. Gene Ontology annotation, biological process: C-terminal protein methylation. The transcript has a single exon. The coding region runs from base 1 to 711 and encodes 236 amino acids. Gene Ontology annotation, molecular function: protein C-terminal S-isoprenylcysteine carboxyl O-methyltransferase activity.